This is a messenger RNA of Homo sapiens (human), 3994 nucleotides long. It is a transcript of the gene CSF1, whose product is annotated as colony stimulating factor 1. Lineage: Eukaryota; Metazoa; Chordata; Mammalia; Primates; Hominidae. The record is from RefSeq and is marked reviewed. Gene Ontology annotation, biological process: positive regulation of cell migration; developmental process involved in reproduction; positive regulation of gene expression. The coding region runs from base 176 to 1840 and encodes 554 amino acids. Gene Ontology annotation, molecular function: growth factor activity; cytokine activity; macrophage colony-stimulating factor receptor binding. The transcript has 9 exons. Gene Ontology annotation, cellular component: CSF1-CSF1R complex; plasma membrane; membrane.
GAGGCUCGGCCCGGGGAAAGUGAAAGUUUGCCUGGGUCCUCUCGGCGCCAGAGCCGCUCUCCGCAUCCCAGGACAGCGGUGCGGCCCUCGGCCGGGGCGCCCACUCCGCAGCAGCCAGCGAGCGAGCGAGCGAGCGAGGGCGGCCGACGCGCCCGGCCGGGACCCAGCUGCCCGUAUGACCGCGCCGGGCGCCGCCGGGCGCUGCCCUCCCACGACAUGGCUGGGCUCCCUGCUGUUGUUGGUCUGUCUCCUGGCGAGCAGGAGUAUCACCGAGGAGGUGUCGGAGUACUGUAGCCACAUGAUUGGGAGUGGACACCUGCAGUCUCUGCAGCGGCUGAUUGACAGUCAGAUGGAGACCUCGUGCCAAAUUACAUUUGAGUUUGUAGACCAGGAACAGUUGAAAGAUCCAGUGUGCUACCUUAAGAAGGCAUUUCUCCUGGUACAAGACAUAAUGGAGGACACCAUGCGCUUCAGAGAUAACACCCCCAAUGCCAUCGCCAUUGUGCAGCUGCAGGAACUCUCUUUGAGGCUGAAGAGCUGCUUCACCAAGGAUUAUGAAGAGCAUGACAAGGCCUGCGUCCGAACUUUCUAUGAGACACCUCUCCAGUUGCUGGAGAAGGUCAAGAAUGUCUUUAAUGAAACAAAGAAUCUCCUUGACAAGGACUGGAAUAUUUUCAGCAAGAACUGCAACAACAGCUUUGCUGAAUGCUCCAGCCAAGAUGUGGUGACCAAGCCUGAUUGCAACUGCCUGUACCCCAAAGCCAUCCCUAGCAGUGACCCGGCCUCUGUCUCCCCUCAUCAGCCCCUCGCCCCCUCCAUGGCCCCUGUGGCUGGCUUGACCUGGGAGGACUCUGAGGGAACUGAGGGCAGCUCCCUCUUGCCUGGUGAGCAGCCCCUGCACACAGUGGAUCCAGGCAGUGCCAAGCAGCGGCCACCCAGGAGCACCUGCCAGAGCUUUGAGCCGCCAGAGACCCCAGUUGUCAAGGACAGCACCAUCGGUGGCUCACCACAGCCUCGCCCCUCUGUCGGGGCCUUCAACCCCGGGAUGGAGGAUAUUCUUGACUCUGCAAUGGGCACUAAUUGGGUCCCAGAAGAAGCCUCUGGAGAGGCCAGUGAGAUUCCCGUACCCCAAGGGACAGAGCUUUCCCCCUCCAGGCCAGGAGGGGGCAGCAUGCAGACAGAGCCCGCCAGACCCAGCAACUUCCUCUCAGCAUCUUCUCCACUCCCUGCAUCAGCAAAGGGCCAACAGCCGGCAGAUGUAACUGGUACCGCCUUGCCCAGGGUGGGCCCCGUGAGGCCCACUGGCCAGGACUGGAAUCACACCCCCCAGAAGACAGACCAUCCAUCUGCCCUGCUCAGAGACCCCCCGGAGCCAGGCUCUCCCAGGAUCUCAUCACUGCGCCCCCAGGGCCUCAGCAACCCCUCCACCCUCUCUGCUCAGCCACAGCUUUCCAGAAGCCACUCCUCGGGCAGCGUGCUGCCCCUUGGGGAGCUGGAGGGCAGGAGGAGCACCAGGGAUCGGAGGAGCCCCGCAGAGCCAGAAGGAGGACCAGCAAGUGAAGGGGCAGCCAGGCCCCUGCCCCGUUUUAACUCCGUUCCUUUGACUGACACAGGCCAUGAGAGGCAGUCCGAGGGAUCCUUCAGCCCGCAGCUCCAGGAGUCUGUCUUCCACCUGCUGGUGCCCAGUGUCAUCCUGGUCUUGCUGGCCGUCGGAGGCCUCUUGUUCUACAGGUGGAGGCGGCGGAGCCAUCAAGAGCCUCAGAGAGCGGAUUCUCCCUUGGAGCAACCAGAGGGCAGCCCCCUGACUCAGGAUGACAGACAGGUGGAACUGCCAGUGUAGAGGGAAUUCUAAGCUGGACGCACAGAACAGUCUCUCCGUGGGAGGAGACAUUAUGGGGCGUCCACCACCACCCCUCCCUGGCCAUCCUCCUGGAAUGUGGUCUGCCCUCCACCAGAGCUCCUGCCUGCCAGGACUGGACCAGAGCAGCCAGGCUGGGGCCCCUCUGUCUCAACCCGCAGACCCUUGACUGAAUGAGAGAGGCCAGAGGAUGCUCCCCAUGCUGCCACUAUUUAUUGUGAGCCCUGGAGGCUCCCAUGUGCUUGAGGAAGGCUGGUGAGCCCGGCUCAGGACCCUCUUCCCUCAGGGGCUGCACCCUCCUCUCACUCCCUUCCAUGCCGGAACCCAGGCCAGGGACCCACCGGCCUGUGGUUUGUGGGAAAGCAGGGUGGACGCUGAGGAGUGAAAGAACCCUGCACCCAGAGGGCCUGCCUGGUGCCAAGGUAUCCCAGCCUGGACAGGCAUGGACCUGUCUCCAGAGAGAGGAGCCUGAAGUUCGUGGGGCGGGACAGCGUCGGCCUGAUUUCCCGUAAAGGUGUGCAGCCUGAGAGACGGGAAGAGGAGGCCUCUGGACCUGCUGGUCUGCACUGACAGCCUGAAGGGUCUACACCCUCGGCUCACCUAAGUGCCCUGUGCUGGUUGCCAGGCGCAGAGGGGAGGCCAGCCCUGCCCUCAGGACCUGCCUGACCUGCCAGUGAUGCCAAGAGGGGGAUCAAGCACUGGCCUCUGCCCCUCCUCCUUCCAGCACCUGCCAGAGCUUCUCCAGGAGGCCAAGCAGAGGCUCCCCUCAUGAAGGAAGCCAUUGCACUGUGAACACUGUACCUGCCUGCUGAACAGCCUGCCCCCGUCCAUCCAUGAGCCAGCAUCCGUCCGUCCUCCACUCUCCAGCCUCUCCCCAGCCUCCUGCACUGAGCUGGCCUCACCAGUCGACUGAGGGAGCCCCUCAGCCCUGACCUUCUCCUGACCUGGCCUUUGACUCCCCGGAGUGGAGUGGGGUGGGAGAACCUCCUGGGCCGCCAGCCAGAGCCGGUCUUUAGGCUGUGUUGUUCGCCCAGGUUUCUGCAUCUUGCACUUUGACAUUCCCAAGAGGGAAGGGACUAGUGGGAGAGAGCAAGGGAGGGGAGGGCACAGACAGAGAGGCUACAGGGCGAGCUCUGACUGAAGAUGGGCCUUUGAAAUAUAGGUAUGCACCUGAGGUUGGGGGAGGGUCUGCACUCCCAAACCCCAGCGCAGUGUCCUUUCCCUGCUGCCGACAGGAACCUGGGGCUGAACAGGUUAUCCCUGUCAGGAGCCCUGGACUGGGCUGCAUCUCAGCCCCACCUGCAUGGUAUCCAGCUCCCAUCCACUUCUCACCCUUCUUUCCUCCUGACCUUGGUCAGCAGUGAUGACCUCCAACUCUCACCCACCCCCUCUACCAUCACCUCUAACCAGGCAAGCCAGGGUGGGAGAGCAAUCAGGAGAGCCAGGCCUCAGCUUCCAAUGCCUGGAGGGCCUCCACUUUGUGGCCAGCCUGUGGUGGUGGCUCUGAGGCCUAGGCAACGAGCGACAGGGCUGCCAGUUGCCCCUGGGUUCCUUUGUGCUGCUGUGUGCCUCCUCUCCUGCCGCCCUUUGUCCUCCGCUAAGAGACCCUGCCCUACCUGGCCGCUGGGCCCCGUGACUUUCCCUUCCUGCCCAGGAAAGUGAGGGUCGGCUGGCCCCACCUUCCCUGUCCUGAUGCCGACAGCUUAGGGAAGGGCAGUGAACUUGCAUAUGGGGCUUAGCCUUCUAGUCACAGCCUCUAUAUUUGAUGCUAGAAAACACAUAUUUUUAAAUGGAAGAAAAAUAAAAAGGCAUUCCCCCUUCAUCCCCCUACCUUAAACAUAUAAUAUUUUAAAGGUCAAAAAAGCAAUCCAACCCACUGCAGAAGCUCUUUUUGAGCACUUGGUGGCAUCAGAGCAGGAGGAGCCCCAGAGCCACCUCUGGUGUCCCCCCAGGCUACCUGCUCAGGAACCCCUUCUGUUCUCUGAGAAGUCAAGAGAGGACAUUGGCUCACGCACUGUGAGAUUUUGUUUUUAUACUUGGAAGUGGUGAAUUAUUUUAUAUAAAGUCAUUUAAAUAUCUAUUUAAAAGAUAGGAAGCUGCUUAUAUAUUUAAUAAUAAAAGAAGUGCACAAGCUGC